This is a messenger RNA of Rhipicephalus microplus (southern cattle tick), 727 nucleotides long. RefSeq lists its product as uncharacterized. Lineage: Eukaryota; Metazoa; Arthropoda; Arachnida; Ixodida; Ixodidae. The record is from RefSeq and is a predicted model, not a curated record.
CGUUCGUCAGACUAGCCCCUGCCUUCUCAGUAGAAGCCGCCGUCUCAAGCAAGACCAUGAGGAUCCUGUUGGUUUCCCUGCUCAUCUGCGCUCUUGCCGGUGCCUGCAUAGCCGGACUGGUCGGAUACGGAGGAGGAGGAGGCUACGGAGGCGGUGGCUACGGCGGUGGUCAUGGCUACGGCAAAUCGCUGCCGGGACCAUCCUUCCUGAUCAAGACCUUGCACCACGUUAGCAAAGUGAGCCACGGAGGACCCAUCCUGAGCAACUACGACCUCGGAGUCGCUUACGGACACGGGGGCGGCGGCUACGGCGGUGGCUACGGACAUGGAUGGCACUGAAUCCGGGAGACCUAGUUAUGCAGGAGACACCGUACGCUGCGUCUGUGGAGCGGCCGUGUGUGCAGAAGCGUUGCAGCUGCUACAUGCCGCACGAGAGCUCGUCCUCUUCGUCCGAGACAGGUCGUCUCAUAGUCAACGCGUGUCGGUUGGCGAAAACUUGCCCCGUACGCGAGCAAAGGAGAUGUUGCACUAGAAAAGAUGUUUAAGAAAGUCUACGACAACCGACAAUGAUCAGUGUACGAAAACGUAACCAGGCAAACUGUAUGUAGUGAUUCGAGAACGAAGUGCCACAGCGUUCCACAACAAUGCCAACGUCUUCUGAAGUGUAUAUUUUGUACAGAGAAAACGAAAUUGAGUAAUAAAGCAAGUGCACUGAAAAUGUCCAGAAA